AUGCGGUCCAGCUGAAUGAGACGAGGCCCAACUCUGAACACUGUUCAUUCAUUUUAAUAGCAUAUCAAAACAGACAGAGAAAUGACUACGAAAAGGAGUUUUGUGCGGGAAGCGUCUCAUCAGAUCAUAGCAGGCGGAUCAGCAGGUCUGGUGGAGAUAUGUCUGAUGCACCCUCUGGAUGUCGUGAAGACCAGGUUCCAGAUUCAGCGUGGAGUGAGUGACCCAAACAGCUAUAAAGGCCUGGAGGACUGUUUCAGAACCAUAUUUCACAAAGAGGGAGUGCAUGGUUUUUACAAGGGAAUCCUGCCACCAAUUCUAGCUGAGACGCCCAAGAGAGCUGUUAAGUUUUUCACCUUUGAGCAAUACAAGAACCUGUUAAGUUACACUACCUUAUCUCAAGGCCUGGCUCUCUCCCUAGCUGGGCUUGGAUCAGGUUUAACGGAAGCGCUGGUGGUUAAUCCAUUUGAGGUAGUGAAAGUGAGCCUUCAGGCCAACAGAAAUUCCUUCAAAGUGCAGCCAUCCACAUUCACCCAGGCUCGAAUGAUUAUUAAUUCACAUGGCUUUGGUCUGCGUGGGCUAAAUAAGGGCCUGACCUCCACACUGGGACGCCAUGGCGUCUUCAACAUGAUCUACUUUGGCUUCUACUUCAAUGUUAAAAACACCCUUCCUGCCAGCCAGGAUCCUCGUCUGGAGUUUAUGAGAAAGUUUACUAUAGGUUUGCUGUCAGGAACCAUCUCAUCGUGUGUGAACAUCCCCUUUGACGUGGCGAAGAGCCGUAUCCAGGGUCCCCAGCCAGUCCCAGGGGAGAUAAAGUACAGGAGCUGUUUCCAGACCAUGACUCUGGUGUACCGUGAAGAAGGAUAUCUUGCAUUAUACAAAGGACUAAUUCCCAAGAUCAUGAGACUUGGACCAGGAGGUGCUGUCAUGCUGCUAGUCUAUGAAUAUGUCUCCAGCUGGCUACAAAGAAACUGGUGAUAAGAGCUGUCAAGCAGCAGACAGAUUUCACACUAAACCUUGCUGAUGAAACUUUGUGGAUGCCUGUCAGCCAUCGCAGCUGUUCAAGCUAACAACAAUCUGUCAGUCAGCUCUUCUAGCCUGCAGGCUGAUGCAGCAUAACUCAGCUCAUGUUAAAAUAACAAAACCAUGAAAUGCACAUAUGUUGACAAAUGAAUGGACAAACUGUUUUGCUCUGUCCCACUUUGCUCGACGCCCACUCACUGAUUCCCUGUCAUAUACAUAUACAUAUACAUAAAGGGCUUUAAGCACAUGUACACCCAAGACCAAAAAGGACUUUAAUAGAAAUGUUUAUGGUGUCCCUUUAAAUUUCAUUUUGAUGUCUGUUAUAUUUUAAUUUGAAUAUUAUAGUAUUAUUGUCUAUAACCCCAACAAUAUUGCCUUUUUAAUGUGAUUAAUUAAGUCAAAACUUAAUUGAGCCAUUUUUAUCUGUUUAAAAAAUCUUUCAAAGCAUAUUGAAUAUUAUAUUCUUUAUAUAGCGUUGUGCCGAUGUUCUAAAGUAAGCUGUCUGAAAUGACAUUUUCCUUCUGGAGAAGCCUUGAACUCAAAAUAAAUCUGUUAAGCAAGUAGUAUAAAGUAUGUACCCUUACUGGAAAUACCAUGCCCUCUCUGUUUCAGUCCCGUUCAGUCCUGUCCAUUUUACUUUCUCUUCCAACCAGCUUUGUGUUUAUACAUCUGAUAUGGCCAUGCUGGAAAACACAAUGACCGCGGCUCUUUGUUUCUGUAGCUGGCAGCGUAUGUGGGUAGUAUCCUGCAGUUUGUAUCUUUCUGUCUCGCUAAAUGGCUGUAACUUGUUUAAGUUCUAUAAUACAAUAAGUUGCUAGGCUCAUUAGCUAUGACUUCAGAUUUUUUUGCUUGAGGGCGUGUGAUAUCAGGUCUAAGCAGUGAAGUUUAAAGACAGUGACUCUCAGCAGCUCUGCUAUGUGCUGGAAUGCUAUGUUGUAGAGUCACUUUGUCUUGUCGGCUUGUCUUCUACAUUAUGAAUUACCAAGGCUUUUCACGAGUAUAUUCAAGUCUCUGUAUUUCAGAACAUUCCAUUUAUCGUCAUAAGCCUCCAUUCAAUUCUCAAGAAUUCCCAACUUCUUGCGGUUGUCUUCAGUUACUGCAGAUAAUUGAAUGAACACGUAACUUCUGUAUCUAUUUAUAGGCUUAACAAAAUGAAAAUGUCUAUUUUGACUACAUUUCAUAGCAUUUUUAAAAAUCCUAUUUACUCCACCCCAUACUUUAACUUAAUUGCACUGUAUAUAGUUGCUGGGCUUUUUCCUAUCAUUCUUAACCCGAGCAGUGUGAAAUGCAAUCAGCACGGACAGCAAGGCUGUGCUUUCCAUAAGUGGAUCCACUCAGACUAGAAGGCGCAAACUCACCUGUGUGUGUUUAGAACAUGUUUUUCUAAUACACCAGGGAAAACAGUCUGCUUAUGGUCAUUAUUAAAUCAAGCUAGCACAUUCACCAUGUUCUCCAGUAUUGUUUUAG
This is a messenger RNA of Ictalurus furcatus (blue catfish), 2487 nucleotides long. RefSeq names its product solute carrier family 25 member 21 (gene slc25a21). The record is from RefSeq and is a predicted model, not a curated record. The coding region runs from base 82 to 975 and encodes 297 amino acids. The transcript is spliced from 12 exons. NCBI's taxonomy places the organism in Eukaryota, Metazoa, Chordata, Actinopteri, Siluriformes, Ictaluridae.